Molecule: messenger RNA, 490 nt
Organism: Myotis lucifugus (little brown bat)
Lineage: Eukaryota; Metazoa; Chordata; Mammalia; Chiroptera; Vespertilionidae
Gene: SPACA4
Product: sperm acrosome associated 4
Exons: 1
Coding region: 1-465 (154 amino acids)
Source: RefSeq, a predicted model, not a curated record
AUGCGGAGGUCCCUCAGCUGUCCCGGGAGGCCCCCGACGCCCAGGGCCCGGCUCGGGCCCUGUCGCCACCGCCAGGCCACCGUGGUCCCCGGCCGGCUGCUGCUGCUGCUGCUGCUGCUGGCUCUGCCCCCCGGCACGACAGGGGCCAAGGACUGCAUGUUCUGUGAGCUGACCGACUCCUCCGACUGCCCCGGCAUCCCCAUGACCUGUGGCGACGACGAGGAGUGCUUCCUGGGCCAGGGGACAGCCCCCGACCUCGGCCCCGUCAUCAACAAAGGCUGCCAGGAAUCCACGAAGUGUGGCCGCCAGGAGCCGGUCACCUACCAGGGCGUCACCUACAGCCUCACCUCCAAAUGCUGCGAAGGCAACCUGUGCAACGGGGCCCCCACUCCCGCAGGCGGCCUGCGGGCGGGGGCCACCACGGGCCUGGCGCUGGGCGCCCUGCGGCUGCUUCACGGACCGUGACCAGCGCGGAGGGCAGGACCCGGGA